Venustampulla echinocandica is the source of this 1632-nucleotide messenger RNA. RefSeq lists its product as uncharacterized. Lineage: Eukaryota; Fungi; Ascomycota; Leotiomycetes; Helotiales; Pleuroascaceae. The transcript has a single exon. The coding region runs from base 1 to 1632 and encodes 543 amino acids. The record is from RefSeq and is a predicted model, not a curated record.
AUGGGUGAGCACGUCAGUGACCAGGAGGAUAAGGUCGACGCUACUACAGGAGAUCCUCUGGACAGCGUUGAGUUCACCCUGUGGGACAAGAAGCCGCCGAUCAAAGAUCCAAACCUUGCUUUAUUCCACACCACCUCGACACCCAUUCCCCCAUACUUUUGGGGCGGUCGUUUCUCGUCUCGGAAGGGCGACUCAGUCUUCCCGACUCACGGAGGAUACCACGAGGCGCGCAGUCUCAUCGGCGAUGGAGGUAAUCAACGACUGGACGAACUGACAUGCAAGGCCAUCCAAUACCUCUCCGAUGUCUUUGGGGCCAUCGAUCAACCCGAGGUUGUCGCAUCGAAACAUCUUGCCCGUCUACGCCUUUCAAACGACCUUCAGCAGUGGAGAGAGGAGCAACACAAACAAAACAGAGUGCUUCCGAGCAAGGGCUACGGUCUGAAGCCCGUCUCCAAGGAGGUCUGCAAGCUUCUAGGCGCAGAGAAGUGGCCGGCAGCCCUCGUGACCCACGGGGCGCUCUUUGGCUGCGCCAACAUGAAUUUGUUCAUGGGAGCAUACGACGCACAAACACUAAUGUCCAACUACCUGAACGACCUGGGAUUCUAUUAUGAACAUGGGUACCACAAAAUAUUUCCGGAAUUUGAGAAACUUAUCAAGAGUUCACUCACCGACAACCACGCUUUACAGACCCCCGGUGGUGCCGAGCGGAGAGUUGCGGCGGAGAUUGGAAUCAGGUAUAUCAAGGCCAAGGUCGAGCUGGAGGAACAGCACAAGGCCAAGGUCGGCAACCGCUCCGCGAUCAUGGACCGCCGCACUGCGCAGAUCGUGUCACUCUGCGAGAGCAGCUUACUUACUGUGGCCGGAGAGGCCGUUGCACGCGGAUAUGACCCUGCUGGUGUCAUGGCAGACAUGGUCUUUAGCUGUCCAGCAACCGACGUCGUCGACGUAGGGUGUGACCUGCACAACUCCGAGAUCAUGAACUCGUUUUUGAAUACCGCCGACUUCACUGACGCCGGGAUCGUCACCGAGGAGAAGCUGCGGCGUGUCUACGAUGCCUAUUCUCACACCGGGGCUCGCACAUUCGUCGACCGGUGGGCGGAGCCGUCUGCUCGUAUGGAUGCGCAGCUGUAUAAGUGGCACAUCCUUAACGAUAGACAUAGGUUCUAUAGGCUUGCAGUGCUCGGCUACUCGAAGUCGCGCAAGGUCGCCACGGAGCAGCGCGAGGCAGAUUUCGAUGAGGCUUUCGACGAACGCCUCCACACGACAGGAUUCAGUAGGCCUUUGAUGUCUGCAUGUGAUGGUGGCGAUCCAUGCAACGCCGUUAGACGACUGGCCGAGCAGAGCGAGCUCUCCUCCCUGGUGCACGAUGUAUGGUGGUACUUGGUGACUGGUCCGAUGGAAUAUGUUACCAGUGGCCAGGUAGACAAGGAACGCGAGGACGAGCUCGUCGACAAGCUGGGAUGGAUGUUAGCUUUUGCUUACUCCAAGGGCCUUUUCAUUGAGUUGACCUGGCUAUGUUCUCACGCCAGUCAUCACGCAUGGCAAGUCAACUAUAUGUUCGAGGCAGCCAUGUUCGGAAGUCUCCUGGACGAUGGGGCAUUGGGUGGAAAGCUGGACAGAGUUGAGGCGUGA